Messenger RNA from Microplitis demolitor, 674 nucleotides. RefSeq lists its product as uncharacterized. The coding region runs from base 24 to 608 and encodes 194 amino acids. The record is from RefSeq and is a predicted model, not a curated record. Lineage: Eukaryota; Metazoa; Arthropoda; Insecta; Hymenoptera; Braconidae. The transcript is spliced from 3 exons.
UUGACAUUUAUUUAUUUGUAAACAUGUCUCAGAUAAACCGGCAUAAUUUGCGAGCGCAGUUUGGAAAAUUCUCUACACGAUUUAUUAAAACUACUAAAAAAAGAAAAUACGAGGCACUAUAUAAUAAAUCUAAAGUUCACGAACAAAUUUUGACGGAUUUGGGUCGAAGAAUAGUUGAAAUAAAUACACUUGCCAAAGAAUUGUGGUGUUUCAAAUGUGACAUUCCCUUAUCUCUGAAAAAUAUUCAGAGUGAAAAACAGUUUGGUUUAUCAAAUAUUUUUUGCAUUAAAUGUUUGAGUUGCUGUAAAAUUUAUGAAGUUCACACUAAUAAACAUCAUACAGAUCAUACUCAACUGUAUGAUGUAAAUUUUAAGCUAGUUAUUGCUCCAAUUGAUGCAGGCAUUGGAGAAGCUCACAUAAAUACAAUACUUUCAGCUUUAAAUAUUCCGCAUGUGACUGGAUCUUUGAUUCAAAAGUAUGUAAGAUUAGUCACUCCAGCAUUUAAAGUAGUCGCUAAUGAAAGUUGUCUAAAAUCAGUUCAAUUAGAAAAAAAAAUGACGAUUGAUAUUGAAUGUCUAAAAAAUGAGUUAUAUGAAUGUUGGAAGUAAAUCAGUAGCAGUUUCUGACUAUUAAAAGUUCAAAAAGCAAGUCAAAUUUUUUUUUUUUAUCAAAAA